This is a messenger RNA of Aspergillus heteromorphus CBS 117.55, 225 nucleotides long. RefSeq lists its product as uncharacterized. The coding region runs from base 7 to 171 and encodes 54 amino acids. Lineage: Eukaryota; Fungi; Ascomycota; Eurotiomycetes; Eurotiales; Aspergillaceae. The transcript has a single exon. The record is from RefSeq and is a predicted model, not a curated record.
CAGAUGAUGUCGUGUGGUUGCUGUCGGUGUCGGUCGGUUUGCUUCCUUACAGGAACUACUGGUAGUGUUUCUUGCACGUUUGCACAUUUGCACACAAACACAGCAGGCAGGCACGAUGGCAAACAAACAAAUAUUCCCACCAACCAACUGACUGCAAGCCACCCAGUGUAGUGUGUGUGUGUGUGUACAUAAUAGAACUGCAUGGCAUAGCAUGACAGACACUCC